CGGAUUUGAACCUAGGGAAGGCUUCCCAGUUGAUAAAUAUUUUAUCUGUGAGUUGAAAUAUCAGUAGGAAUUUAACAAACAUCUAGGUAGAAAACUAUGUUCCAAACUGGAUUGGAGGAAGGGAAGGGGAGGGUGGUAGAUCAUGAAGGGCCCUAUGUGUGUCCCAAAGGGGUGAAGUUGUCACAGAACAGCUGCAGAUAGGGAAGGCUGGGAAAAGCGUUUAAACAUUCAGCUUUUAGUGGAACUUGUAGCUGGCUCUGCCCAUUGACUCUUAUCUUCUUUAGGCUUCACAGAGAAACUCCAAAGCAGGCAUGUUUGGUGCUAACCUUACUACCUUCCACCCUGCUGUGUUCAUCCUGCUUGGCAUCCCAGGACUGGAACAUUACCACACCUGGCUUUCCAUCCCCUUCUGCCUCGUGUACAUCAUAGCACUCCUGGGAAAUGGAGCCCUCAUCCUUGUUGUCCUCCAUGAAUGCACCCUUCAUGGACCCAUGUAUGUCUUCCUAUCCAUGCUGGCUGGCACUGACAUCCUGCUGUCCACCACCACUGUGCCCAAAGCCCUGGCUAUUUUCUGGUUCCAUGGUGGAGAGAUCGCCUUUGAUGCCUGCAUCACUCAAAUGUUUUUCAUCCAUGUUGCCUUUGUGGCUGAGUCAGGAAUCCUGCUGGCCAUGGCAUUUGACCGCUAUGUGGCCAUUUGUACUCCAUUAAGAUACACAACUAUCUUAACUCCUAUGGCAAUUGGAAGGAUGACUCUGGCCAUUUGGGGAUGGAGCAUUGGGACCAUUUUUCCUACCAUAUUCCUACUAAAGAGGCUUCCAUAUUGUCAGACCAACAUCAUUCCCCACGCAUACUGUGAACACAUUGGGGUGGCCGGAUUGGCCUGUGCUGACAUCACUGUUAAUAUCUGGUAUGGAUUCUCAGUGCCAAUGGCAUCGGUUUUGGUAGAUGUUGCACUCAUUGGUGUUUCUUACACUUUGAUCCUCCAAGCUGUGUUUAGACUUCCUUCCCAGGAUGCUCGGCAUAAGGCUCUCAAUACCUGUGGUUCCCACAUUGGAGUCAUUCUCCUUUUCUUUAUUCCAUCUUUUUUUACGUUCCUGACCCACUGCUUUGGCAAGAAUAUCCCCCACCAUGUCCACAUCCUCCUGGCAAACCUGUAUGUGUUAGUUCCCCCCAUGCUUAACCCCAUCAUCUAUGGGGCAAAGACCAAGCAAAUCAGGGACAGUAUGGCUCACAUGUUAUCUUUUGGGAGGAAGUCUUGAGAGAGCUCAUGGUGUCUUCCAGAAGGGGAAAAGAGAGCUUGCCAUCUAAGUUUUCAGGUUUAAGCAUUAUAAUGUGUUGCAGCAAAAAGCAUGUGGACUUUGGAAUAAAAUGCAUCUGAUCUCAAAUUCUGGCUCUCUUACUUUCUGAUUUUAAUCAUGGGUAGGUUCCUACAUUUUGGAAAUUUAGUCCUAACCUGUAAAAUGGAAUGAGUCAUUACUGUCCUGUAAGGUUUUUUUUUAAGGAUUAAAUUAAAUAUGUAAACUACUUAGCACACUCAGUGGGGUCCCACUGAGCUAUAAUUCUAACUUGAA
Molecule: messenger RNA, 1571 nt
Organism: Loxodonta africana (African savanna elephant)
Lineage: Eukaryota; Metazoa; Chordata; Mammalia; Proboscidea; Elephantidae
Product: olfactory receptor 52B2-like
Exons: 1
Coding region: 312-1259 (315 amino acids)
Biological process (GO): G protein-coupled receptor signaling pathway
Cellular component (GO): plasma membrane
Molecular function (GO): G protein-coupled receptor activity; olfactory receptor activity
Source: RefSeq, a predicted model, not a curated record